UCGCCCUCAGUCAGAUUUUGCCGCGACUCCAUCUGCCUCGUCUGGCGGUAAUGGCCACACGCACGGCCCCAAGCAUACACCGCCGCCGGCAUGAGUGCGCUUCUUGACGCCCCGGGUGGUGCAGAACCAGCCCGGGACGACGAAUCAACCCACAACGACACGAGCAGCAUCUCCUCCGCCGAGGUCGAGCCCGAGCUGCUGCCCCAACAGCGCGCAUCGCACUGGCCCGUCCCGGCGUCGCUGCGGCCACUCAGCCCGCUCCAGCUCGCGGCCACCAUGCCCCCCAGCCACCCGGUGUACGAGUACGUCGUCCCGAUCCUGCUGGGCACGGUCGGCGCCCACUGGCUCUGGGAGAACGUCCGCAUCGCGCUCUGCGACCUCCGGCACCCGCCCAUGGGGUUCCGGUGUGCGGGGCCGCGCGAGGCACGCGCAUACCCGUGCUCCCCGAGCGCGUGGCCCGCGCUCCUGCCUAUUGCGUUCAAGGCGGCCGUGUUCGCCUGGUCGCUCGCUGGCGCGGCGGUGACCUCUGCGUGGGCGUGGGUGCUGUACGGCUUCUGGAUCAUCCCGAGCCCAGUGUAUGGCACGUUGAUCGCCCUCGCGGCGAUGCACAAGGCAAAGUUUAAGCCAUCAAAAACCAGCUCGAAACUCCUCGCGGCGCUCCUCAUCGCCUCGUGCGUCUUCCUCACCUCCCUCCUACGUGUGGAACUGGCACGCUUCUACGCGCGCCUGCUCCGCGGCUGCGUCGACCUCGGCGCGUCGUUCGUCUCGCUCGAAUCGUACGCGGACGCGACGAUCGCGCUCGUCGAGGGCGGGCUGCGCGUGUGUAAGGUCGUAUCGGGGGACACGUGCUCCGUCGUCGGUGGGUGGCUCGACACGGUCGGCCUGAUCGAAGUGUGGCGCGUCGCUGCCAUCGUCAAGACGAAAGUGUACGACGUUGUUGUGGCGGCGCAGAACAGCUCGGUGCCGGUGCCUGCGACGGUCACGCAGACGGUCGAUGUGACGGUCACUACUUGCACACUUGCGCCGACGUGUGCGGCAAGUCUCGCCUUCCUCGCCUCGUGUGCCGACGCGCUCGCGGCUGCUGCGUCUGCGGCGGCGGCACGGCCAACGGCAACCGCGACGGCGAUUGCGGCGUAGUGUUAGGGCUUAUGAUAGUAAUAAUGUAGAUGC
Messenger RNA from Vanrija pseudolonga, 1170 nucleotides. RefSeq lists its product as uncharacterized. Bases 91 to 1137 code for a protein of 348 amino acids. The record is from RefSeq and is a predicted model, not a curated record. Lineage: Eukaryota; Fungi; Basidiomycota; Tremellomycetes; Trichosporonales; Trichosporonaceae. The transcript has 4 exons.